GCCGUCGGCGGGACUUCCGUGUUGGCGGGAUUCUGAACGCUGCCAUGGCUCAGACCGUGCAGAACGUUACAUUGUCUCUCACUCUGCCCAUCACGUGCCACAUUUGCUUGGGGAAGGUACGUCAGCCUGUCAUAUGCAUCAACAACCAUGUAUUUUGUUCAAUUUGUAUCGAUUUGUGGUUGAAGAAUAAUAGCCAAUGUCCAGCUUGCAGAGUCCCCAUCACUCCUGAAAAUCCUUGCAGAGAGAUUAUAGGAGGAACAAGUGAAAGUGAACCUAUGCUAAGCCAUGCAGUCAGGAAGCACCUUCGGAAAACGAGACUUGAGUUACUCCACAAGGAGUAUGAGGAUGAAAUAGAUUGUUUACAGAAAGAAGUAGAAGAGCUUAAGAGUAAAAAUCACAGCUUGGAGUCACAGAUCAAGACUAUUCUGGAUCCUUUAACUUUGGUGCAGGGCAGUCAAAAUGAAGAGAAACAUCCAGUUACAGAUAAUCCAAGUAAAAUUGACCCAGAAACUGUAGCAGAGUGGAAGAAAAAACUCAGAACAGCUAAUGAAGUCUAUGAAAAAGUGAAAGAUGAUGUGGACAAGUUAAAGGAGGCAAAUAAAAAAUUGAAAUUGGAAAAUGGUGGCCUGGUGAGGGAGAAUUUACGACUGAAGGCUGAAGUUGAUAACAGAUCACCGCAGAAGUUCGGAAGGUUUACAGUUGCCGCUCUUCAGUCCAAAGUAGAACAAUAUGAACGUGAAACCAGUCGCCUCAAGAAAGCCCUGGAACGAAGUGAUAAAUAUAUAGAGGAACUAGAAUCUCAAGUUGCACAGCUAAAAAAUUCAAGUGGUGAGAAGGAAGCUGUGACUUCCAUUUGCCAGAGAGCACUUUCUGCAGAUGGCAAGGGGAACAAAGGCAACGAGGAGGAUGUGGCAUCAAAGAAUCAAGGUGAUGGUGCCAGAAGACAGCCUGGCUCAUCUACCCCAAGUUCUUCUCACCAGGCAAAGCCUUCCAGCAGCAGACUCUCUGACACCACUUCUGUCAGGCAGGAAAGGACCAGCAAAACAGAACCAAACUGUUCUAACAAUGAAGACCUAUAUCAAGAACAGGUAGAAAUAGUGUUAGAUGUGACAGAUACAAGUAUGGAUUCUUAUUUGGAAAGCAAGUGGGGUAAUAAACCAAGCGAUUGUGUACCCUACAAAAAUGAAGAACUUUAUGAUCUUCCUGCUUCUUGUACUCCUUUGUCCCUUAGUUGCCUUCAGCUUAGUACUCCAGAAAGUAGAGAGAGCUCUGUGGUCAAAGCAGGAGCUUCCAAAAAGCACUCAAACCAUCUUAGAAAAUUGGUGUUUGAUGAUUUUUGUGAUUCUCCAAAUGUUUGUGAUAAAGAUUCUUCAGAAGAUGACAUAAGUAGAAGUGAAAAUGAAAAGAAAUCAGAAUGUUUUACUUCCCCAAAGACGGGAUUUUGGGAUUGUUGUUCCACAAGCUAUGCCCAAAGCUUGGAUUUUGAAAGUUCAGAGGGGAAUACAAUAGCAAAUUCUGUUGGAGAAGUAUCUUCAAAAUUGAAUGAGAAAUCAGGCUCAUGUUUAUCCAAGAGGUUGAAUUCUAUUCGCUCUUUAGAAAUAAAUCGGACAAGAACAUCUAGUGAAGCAUCAAUGGAUGCUGCUUACCUUGACAAAAUCUCUGAGUUGGAUUCAAUGAUGUCAGAGUCAGACAACAGCAAGAGCCCUUGUAAUAAUGGUUUUAAGUCAGUGGAUUUGGAUGGGUUAUCAAAGUCACCUCAAGGCAGUGAAUUUCUUGAAGAACCUGAUAAGUUGGAAGAAAGAACUAAGCUAAACCAUGCCAAAGGUUCUCUAACUACUGAUCAGUUAGAUAAUGGAAAUGAAUGGAAAUCCACUUCUUUUUUCCUUCUCUCUCCAUCUGACCAAGAAAUGAAUGAAGAUUUUUCACUCCAUCCCAGUUCUAAUGCUGAGACUAAUGAAAUCAAACCCCCAAGCUGUUUGUUUCAGACAGAGUUUUCUCAGGGUGUUUUGUUAAGCAGUUCACAUCGACUGUUUGAAGAUCAAAGGUUUGGGUCAUCUUUGUUUAAGAUGUCCUCAGAGAUGCACGGUCUUCAUAACCACCUUCAGUCUCCUUGGUCUACUUCCUUUGUGCCUGAAAAGAGGAAUAAAAAUGUGAAUCAGUCAACGAAAAGGAAAAUCCAGAGCAGCCUUUCCAAUGCCAGCCCAUCAAAAGCAACUAAAAGUUGACUCAUUAGAAAGGUGCCAUUUGUGUUUUUGUCUUGAGAGGAAUAUAAAAGUUUUUAAAAUUGCUUUUCCCCCCUCAUAAAAGUUCUAUACAAUUUUGAAUUAAGAAUCUUUAGUCAAGUGUCAAGUCAAAAUGGUGGAUUAACCUGUACCCAGAAUACUUAUGUUUAUUUUGGAAAGACUUUGGUCCUUAUAUUUUUAUUUGGCGAUCUUUUUGACCACAGAAGGUAGGGAGAGGUUUAUGGUUUUGGUUCUUUUGGUUUUUUAAAAUAUUAUAUGUAUGUGGGUUGAGUGUUUUCUUGAAUCUUAUUUAACUAUUAGAUACUGUGGCCUGCUAAUGAGCCUCAGUUGUCUCCAGAACUUGGAUUACUUAAAUAAAACUUCUAGUUUUGUCUACACACUGCUCAUAAGACACUUGUGUUUCUUUAAAGCUUUUACUAAGGUGGAAAUUACUUUGCCUGCCCCUUUUUAUUUAUGUUUAGUGCUGGCCUGCCUAACUCUUAUGCAAGGCCAUGAUGGAGAAAUAGCACUCCACCCUUAGUCCAGUAUUCAUUUACUUUUUUUUAGGUUUUGUGUGUAUGUUUGCCUUUUUUCAAUAUUGCUCUU
This is a messenger RNA of Cynocephalus volans (Philippine flying lemur), 2828 nucleotides long. RefSeq names its product ORC ubiquitin ligase 1 (gene OBI1). The transcript has 6 exons. Lineage: Eukaryota; Metazoa; Chordata; Mammalia; Dermoptera; Cynocephalidae. Gene Ontology annotation, biological process: protein monoubiquitination; regulation of DNA replication. Gene Ontology annotation, molecular function: ubiquitin-protein transferase activity. Bases 45 to 2225 code for a protein of 726 amino acids. The record is from RefSeq and is a predicted model, not a curated record.